This is a messenger RNA of Clupea harengus (Atlantic herring), 997 nucleotides long. Its product is annotated as gap junction beta-4 protein-like. NCBI's taxonomy places the organism in Eukaryota, Metazoa, Chordata, Actinopteri, Clupeiformes, Clupeidae. Gene Ontology annotation, molecular function: gap junction channel activity. Gene Ontology annotation, cellular component: connexin complex. The record is from RefSeq and is a predicted model, not a curated record. Gene Ontology annotation, biological process: cell-cell signaling.
AUGAACUGGGCCUUUCUGCAGGGCCUCCUCAGUGGGGUCAACAAAUACUCCACAGCGUUCGGCCGCAUUUGGCUCUCGGUCGUGUUCAUCUUCAGAUUGAUGGUGUUCCUCGUGGCCGCUGAGAAGGUGUGGGGGGAUGAGCAGGGGAACUUUGACUGUGACACGAGGCAGCCAGGUUGUAAGAACGUCUGUUAUGAUCACUUCUUCCCCAUUUCCUAUUCACGGCUCUGGUCUCUGCAGCUGAUCUUUGUCACCUGCCCUUCACUGCUGGUGUUGCUGCAUGUGGCCUACCGCGACGACCGGGAGCGAAAGCACGAGCUGAAGCAUGGUGAUGGCUGCACAAAGCUCUACGAAGACACAGGAAAAAAGCGUGGUGGACUCUGGUGGACCUAUCUAUUCAGCCUGCUCUUCAAGUUGGCAGUGGAUGGUGUUUUCAUCUUCCUGGUCUUCUACAUCUAUGAAGCCAACUUCUUUCCACUGGCGGUGAAGUGCAAGGAAGCACCUUGCCCCCAGGCUGUAAACUGCUUCAUCAGCCGGCCCACAGAGAAGCGCAUCUUCACCGUUUUCAUGGUGAUCACCAGUGGUGUUUGUAUCCUACUCACAUUGCUUGAGAUGGCCUACCUGGUGGGAAAGCGUUGUAAGGAGUUGGCGACCACUCGCCCUCGGCACAGAUAUCCGGCAGCCAUAACAUCUGUAGUGAAUCCCCAGGAACAGAACGCUCAUAAUGAGUCCAUACUGAAUGACCAUCGGGUUGAUGAAAGCGCCCCUGUCUAUAAGGCCUGAUCUGAUUUGUGUUAGCCAUACUCUGAGAGUCUGUGUUUGUGAAGAUACUGCAGUCAAGAAUAUUAGGAUAAACCACAGCAUGUUCACUUGAGUAAAUAGAUGUUUCAAUUAAGGUAGAAUUAAAUAUUGCAUGAAAACCUUUAAACUUUUGUUUCAUCACAGUCUAAACCUAUAUAUUUGUUAAUGUUCAGAACAUAGUACAUUCAGAUUAAUA